This is a messenger RNA of Yarrowia lipolytica CLIB122, 3048 nucleotides long. RefSeq lists its product as uncharacterized. Lineage: Eukaryota; Fungi; Ascomycota; Dipodascomycetes; Dipodascales. Gene Ontology annotation, cellular component: nucleus; cytoplasm. Gene Ontology annotation, molecular function: ubiquitin activating enzyme activity. Gene Ontology annotation, biological process: protein ubiquitination; DNA damage response; ubiquitin-dependent protein catabolic process. The record is from RefSeq and is a predicted model, not a curated record.
AUGUCAGACAAGUCAGACAAGAUGCAAAUCGACAACGCAGGCGAAAUUGAUGAGUCCCUGUACUCGCGACAGCUCUAUGUGCUUGGACACGAGGCCAUGAAGAAGAUGGCCAACUCCAACGUUCUUAUCGUGGGUCUCCAGGGUCUGGGAAUUGAGAUUGCCAAGAACAUUGUUCUGGCUGGAGUCAAGUCGCUGACUCUGUAUGACCCCGGCAAGACCGAGGUUGCAGAUCUCAGUGCCCAGUUUUUCCUGCGAGAGGACGACGUGGGCAAGCGACGAGACCAGGUGUCUCAGCCUCGACUGGCAGAGCUCAAUUCGUACGUUCCUGUGCACGUUUUGGAGGCCAAGGAUCUCUCCGAGGAGGAGGUGGCUCGAUUCCAGGUGGUUGUGCUGACCAAUGCUUCUCUAGAAGAACAGAUUCGAGUCAACGAAAUCACACACAAGCAGAAUAUUGGGUUUGUCAGCACAGACACCCGAGGUCUUUUCGGUAACAUCUUUGUCGAUUUUGGCUCAUCUUUUGCUCUGAUUGACGCCAACGGAGAGGAGCCCCAUUCCGGAAUCAUUGCCGGUAUUGACGAGGAGGGUAACGUUGCUGCUCUCGAUGAGACUCGACACAACCUUGAGGAUGGAGAUUAUGUUAAGUUCACUGAGGUCGAGGGUCUCGAUAUCAACGGUGACACUCCCCGAAAGAUCAAGGUCACAGGUCCUUAUUCGUUCAAUAUUGGUUCUGUUGACGGUCUGGGCACCUACAAGAAGGGAGGUCUUUUCACCCAGGUCAAGAUGCCCCAGGAGAUUUCGUUUGGUUCGCUCAAGGAGCAGCUGGCCAAGCCCGAGUUACUGAUUUCCGACUUCGCCAAGAUGGAGCGACCCGCACAGCUACAUGUCGGCUUCAUGGCCGUCCAGGCGUUCCAGCAGAAGCACGGUCGAGCCCCCCGACCUCAGAAUACCGAGGACGCCAACGAGGUGCUGCACCUGGCCAAGAGCGUCACUGCAGAGUACCCCGACGUGCUUUCUGGAGGCGAAAUCGACGAAAAGCUGCUCACCCAGCUGUCUUUCCAGGCCGCUGGUGAACUGCCCGCCAUGACUGCUCUCUUUGGUGGAAUGGCUGCCCAGGAGGUACUGAAGGGCUGCUCGGGCAAGUUUGGCCCCAUCCGACAGUGGGUCUACUUCGACUCUUUGGAGUCUCUGCCCAAGGACGUGGCUCUAACUGAGCAGUCUGUGGCUCCCACCGGCUCGCGAUAUGACCGACAGGUUGCCGUCUUUGGUAAGGAGUUCACCGAGAAGAUUUUUGCUGUUAAGACUUUCCUGGUUGGCUCUGGAGCCAUCGGUUGCGAGAUGCUUAAGAACUGGGCUCUCAUGGGUCUUGGAAAGGACGGAGAGAUCCACGUGACCGAUAACGACGUGAUUGAGAAGUCCAACCUUAACCGACAGUUUCUGUUCCGACCCAAGGAUGUGGGCAAACACAAGUCCGUGACCGCUACCGAGGCUGUGGCAGAGAUGAACCCUGAUCUCAAGGGCCACUUUGAUGCCAAGCUCGACAAGGUCGGUCCCGAUACCGAGAACAUCUUCGACGACUCGUUCUGGAAGUCUCUGGACUUUGUGACUAACGCUCUGGACAACGUUGACGCCCGAACCUACGUCGAUCGACGAUGUGUCUUUUUCCAGAAGCCUCUGCUCGAGUCAGGAACCCUGGGAACCAAGGGUAACGUGCAGGUUGUCUACCCCAACCUGACUGAAUCGUACUCUUCCUCCCAGGAUCCCCCUGAGAAGGGCAUUCCCCUCUGUACUCUGCGAUCUUUCCCUAAUAAGGUUGACCACACGAUUGCCUGGGCCAAAUCCAUCUUCCAGGGCUACUUUACCGACAAUGUUGAGUCUGUGAAUCUGUUUCUGAGCCAGCCCAAUUUUGUGGAGUCCACCCUCAAGCAGACUGGUGACCAGAAGUCUAUUCUGGAGAACAUCAAGUCGUACCUGGUGGACGAACGACCUACGACUUUCAAGGAGUGUGUCCAGUGGGCCCGUCUGGAGUUUGAGAAGAAGUUCAACGGCGACAUUAGUCAGCUUCUGUACAACUUCCCCAAGGACGCCACCACUUCUACUGGUGCUCCUUUCUGGUCUGGACCUAAGCGAGCUCCUGACGCUCUCGAAUUUGAUUUCAACAACCAGGACCAUCUGGAUUUUCUCAUUGCUGGCGCUAAUCUGCGAGCCUUCAACUACGGUAUCCGAGGUGAUGACCUUGAUGUUUCUGAGUACAAGGAAGUUGUGGACAACAUGACUGUGCCCAAGUUUGAACCCAAGUCCGGUAUUAAGAUCCAGGCCAACGAGAACGAGAGCGUCGACCCUGUGGAUGCCGACUCCGAGGAGCUGACCCAGCUGGCCAACUCGCUGCCUCCUCCUUCUUCUCUGGCUGGUUUCCGACUCACUCCCGUUGAGUUUGAGAAGGACGAUGACACCAACUUCCACAUCCAGUUCAUCACGGCUGCCUCCAACUGUCGAGCUCAGAACUACGCUAUUGACGGCGCUGAUCGACACAAGACCAAGUUCAUUGCUGGACGAAUCAUUCCCGCUAUUGCUACCACCACUGCUCUGGUGACUGGUCUUGUCUGUCUGGAGCUCUACAAGGUGGUGGACAAGCGAGAGGUGAUCGAGGACUACAAGAACGGCUUUGUCAAUCUCGCUCUGCCUUUUCUGGGCUUCUCUGAGCCCAUUGCUUCGCAGAAGAUGGAGAUUGCUGGUGUCGAGCUGGACAAGAUCUGGGGUCGAUACGACAUUCACGAGAACUUGACUCUCAAGCAGUUUUUGGAGUUCUUUGAGAAGAACUACAACCUGACGGUGACCAUGCUGUCCCAGAACGUGUCUCUCCUGUACGCCUCCUUCUUCCCUCCUGCCAAGCUCAACGAGAAGUACGAUUUGACUCUGACCGAGCUGGUGGAGGCCGUCACUAAGAAGAAGCUCGAGCCUCACGUUAAGACUCUGAUCUUUGAGGUUUGUGCCGAGGACCAGGACGGUGAGGAUGUCGACGAUAUCCCCUAUGUUUGUCUCCAUCUUUAG